Cyprinus carpio (common carp) is the source of this 3433-nucleotide messenger RNA. Its product is annotated as insulin gene enhancer protein isl-2a. Gene Ontology annotation, cellular component: nucleus. The coding region runs from base 1 to 1062 and encodes 353 amino acids. The transcript is spliced from 6 exons. Gene Ontology annotation, biological process: positive regulation of transcription by RNA polymerase II; neuron fate specification; axonogenesis. The record is from RefSeq and is a predicted model, not a curated record. Gene Ontology annotation, molecular function: DNA-binding transcription factor activity, RNA polymerase II-specific; cis-regulatory region sequence-specific DNA binding. Lineage: Eukaryota; Metazoa; Chordata; Actinopteri; Cypriniformes; Cyprinidae.
AUGGUGGAUAUUCUACCCCAUCCUUCUUUCUUGGGUGAUAUGGGGGAUCAUUCAAAAAGUAAGUGCUGGAUAAAUAACAUACAUGAUCAGUACAUCCUGCGAGUGUCCCCGGACCUGGAGUGGCACGCAGCCUGUCUGAAGUGCGCAGAAUGCAGUCAGUACCUGGACGAGACGUGCACUUGCUUCGUCCGAGACGGCAAGACGUAUUGCAAGAGAGAUUACGUACGGUUAUUCGGGAUCAAAUGCGCCAAAUGUAACAUCGGUUUCUGCAGCAGUGACCUGGUGAUGAGGGCCCGGGAUAACGUCUAUCACAUGGAGUGUUUCAGAUGCUCGGUGUGCAGCAGGCAUCUGCUCCCGGGAGAUGAGUUCUCUCUGCGGGACGAGGAGCUGCUCUGCCGGGCGGACCACGGGCUGCUGAUGGAGCGCACUUCCGCCGGGAGCCCCAUCAGUCCCGGAAACAUUCACUCCAACAGGCCCCUGCACAUCCCAGGUAAACCUGUGCCAGUUCGACAGCCACCUCACCGGAACCACGUUCAUAAGCAGUCUGAGAAGACCACGCGCGUGCGGACAGUAUUAAACGAAAAGCAGCUUCACACUCUCCGGACGUGUUAUAACGCAAACCCGCGACCGGACGCGCUAAUGAAAGAGCAGCUCGUGGAAAUGACCGGCCUGAGCCCACGCGUCAUACGAGUGUGGUUUCAAAACAAACGCUGCAAAGACAAGAAGAGGUCCAUUCUUAUGAAACAACUACAGCAACAGCAACACAGCGACAAAACGAAUCUUCAGGGUCUCACGGGAACGCCUCUGGUGGCAGGCAGCCCGAUUAGACAUGACACCACAGUCCAGGGAAAUCCUGUAGAGGUUCAAACCUAUCAGCCUCCGUGGAAAGCCUUAAGCGAAUUUGCCUUACAGAGUGACCUGGACCAGCCUGCUUUCCAACAGCUGGUGUCAUUUUCCGAGUCGGGUUCGCUGGGUAACUCGUCUGGUAGUGAUGUGACCUCUCUGUCAUCGCAGUUACCCGACACCCCCAACAGCAUGGUGCCCAGUCCCGUGGAGACGUGAGAGCCCACCGGAGGACUCCUGCCCCAGCAUGCCCUCACCCGCCCUGCAUGAAAACCCAUCACCUCACCGCCUCAAUCGGAAAAGGGAUUAACCGAGAUGGAUUUAAACAGUUUGCCAAACGGAGGAGCCUGUCCAAGCGACUUUGGGGUUUCCAGACGUGUUACAAAACUGUUUUUAAAGCAUUUGGACCGUAUAUCGAGGACGUCCUGCGGAAUAUGAACACAUUAUUUUGGUUUUGAUUAUGGACCACUGUCAUCCUUACGAAACAACAGUCUUAACGGUGUUUAUUCAAGACCAUCAUUGUAUAGCUUUAUCAACAAGUGGUAUUUUAAUUAUAAGACAAAAAUCAUUUUUUGUCUUAAUGCGCAUGAUCUCUCCGAAGAUGUAUAAAAACUGAGCUGUAAAAUAUUUUAUCGUAAAGAAUGGAGGAAAGAUUGUAUAAACUUCGCGAAUUAAAAAAGUAAGUUAUUGUUAUUUAUUGUCAGGACAACCGUCCAUACCAAAAACUGAGAAAUUACCUAAAUAAACGACGUUAAAUGCUGUUUAUGUCUGAGGAAGCCUGCAUGCAAAGACAACCAUAUCAUGUUACCUUUACAUAUCUUUUUAUAUUAUAACAAGAGACACUUCAGUUACAAAGGAUGGUUACUGGACUGGAAAUAACUGUCCAAAGAUCUAAGAAAAAGAGCAACGUGAACAGAAUUAAAUAAUGAAACAAAUAUCAGUGUCGUGAUAUCUGAAUUUAUUCUGACAAGAAUUUGGAAAUUGUAUUUUGUAUUAUGCUUUUUCAUCCAGUUAUACAGACGGGCAUUAUUAGGCCACUUUUUUUGACAAUAGUUAGGUUAAACUAUUCCUUUUUGAGAUUCUAGAUAUAGAGACGAAAAUUUUGGACUGUAAUACUGAAUAUAAAGAACAGAAUUAUGAAUUUGUUCUUUGAUUUGGGAAUACGCUUCUAAUUCUCCCCUGUCGAAUUAUAUAUGGACCCUUUGAGACUAUUGAGCACCAAAAUGGCGUUUUUUAAAAGAGACAGUUUUCGUAAAAGUGAUAGGCCUAUUUAUAACACAGCUGACAAAUAACUAAUAAAGCCACACUCACAUAUCGAGGCCAUAACUUGAUCACAGAUCCCUAAUCUGUCACAUUCAACUCUGAUCGGAGGCUACGAAUAAAUAUAUCGCCUACAUCUAUCUUUCUAAAAAUCGUGUCAAGCGAAUACCGAAUGAGUAACUGAACCCCUCCCGUAGCAGUGAUCAAUCUCGUGUUGCUCGUAAAGCUGUGAGUCUAGACGGAGGACAGGGAUCGGCAUCACCUGCAAAAGAUCCACUGAAUGGAAGCACAACAAACCCGAAGCCACUUUUCUCUUAACGGGACUCCCUUUCGGCAAACGCACCCUUGCAUGUCCAGGGUUUAUUUUCCUUCUGAGGCAGCAGAUAGCCGCUGGACACCAGAAGAUCAGACCAAAAUCACUGCGGGCCAUUGUGGCAAGAUAAUCCCGGUGUGUCAGAUAACGAAACUCUCUGAAGGACAGGCAGUUGUAAGACAGCGCUGUAGCCUAUUCAUUUCUGUUGCUUCAGUUAUUUUUCUGCAUUUAGGCUAAUUCAGGCAUUCAAACGUUGGUUUGUUUAUAAUUAUAAUCUAGUUCUUGUUUUUAAUAAAUGUUUGACUUAUAAGAGCCUGGGCUUUUAGUCCAUGUAUAUUGAGAAACUGUUAAACUUUUAGCAAAUAAGUGGAUUCAGCAAAUAUGUGGAUUUAAUGUGUACUCUAUUUCUUCCUGAAAAGAGAACAACAUUAUUGAUGACUCAUCCCGCACUACUGAUUUUUGUCCAAUCAAAUGGUCUCUAAAAUGACAACGCCCCUCCCUCCAUCAACACCUGAAAAUGACUAGAAUGUGAAAUCAUUCAGAUGGGCUAUGCCUAUACUUCUCCAUAUAUUAUGCAAAAAGCAGUAUGCUAUUAACAGUGACAACCUUUUAAUGUCCGCUCUUUUUUCAACUGUUAGUGUUAUAGGCCUAUACACCAAGAAAGAUUGGUUACAUAUGUAGUUAAAUAACACCCGGUGUUAAGAAUUUUCACAGGACAUUGCUAACAUGACGUGUGUAGUACGUCAUUAUGUCCAUAAACACACACCUAUAACGUUCUUUAUUAAUAAGUUAAUCUUUAGUAUCUGAAAAAAGGGAAUUCCGACAGAUGUUUUGGCGUUUCCAUGUCCCUCUCAAGCUGCCUCUUUCAAUAGGAAACAGGUAAACUGCGAUAGUUACGCGAUAUUAAGGGGUCUUUAGGAAAUACACCUUAAAAUCUGAAAUCUUGAAUUGAGGUGUUGUCACAGAGUUCUUUUUUCAAAAUCUAACAGCAAAAUCGUACAGCGAUUAAAUACUUAA